CGGUGUGCUAGGCGAGCUAGAUCAAGCGCACCACAUGGGGCGGUAUGGUUGGGUUCCAUCUCAUAAUUUCCAGUGGUAGAUUUUAGCACCGUGCACCCAUGUCGGGUGAACUCAGCGUGCUGCGGGGACAUAAAUCGAGUGCAUCAUAGGAGGGAGAACGUGAAGUCAUCGAGACAUUCAUUGGCCUAUGCCUCUGUCAAUCAAAUAUGCCUUCGUACUUCCGGUAUAUAUUGCGGGAAAGUUGAUCUAGCGAGAAUCACAUUUGAUUGGAUUACACUACAAAAUAGAUAUAUAUCUUAUAUAUUAGGACCAAAUGUCGAGAACAUUAGAAGAGGUACAGGCUACCCUACAAAUCGCCAAACUAAAAGAGAAUGAUUUGCAGAACACAAUUCACUGUUUAACUUUCGGAGAAAGCAUCUCGUCCGGAGACUACUGCCUGAUGGAACUGGAUGACGCGCUCUGUAAACACAUAGAAGCAGGAAAGAGGUAAAGUAUCUGCAUAGUUACAAUGUAGCUAAUUCAUCAUAAAUACACAGUUAAGAGAUUAAACACAGUUACGUUAAUAGACAUAGCUAGUUAUGUUAAUAGAAAGUUUGCCGUGAGUUGUCUCUUCUAAACAACCGUACUAGGUGACUGGUUGGUUGGUUCACGCGAGAUUUUGUUCUGGGUUCAGAGCUACUGGAUGUCUGCAUGCUUUUGCUCCAACCCUGCUCUAACACACCUGAUUCUACGAUUGAUCUGAUCAGGACCUUGAUAAGCUGAAUCCCGUGUGUUGGACCAAAGCAGGGAUGGAUCAAAAGGCUGUACACCCUCUAGUCCAAUAUUGGACUAAAGGAGCCUAAUGUUACUCCUUAGUCCAAGGACCUUACAUCCGGAAGCCAAAACAGCCAAAUACUCAAACUAAACGUGAAUCGAUUCACAAUUGCGGUACGGUUCUAGAAAUAUAAAUCACUCUACUUUCAUAUCACAUUUAGAGGGUUCGAUCCCCGGGACCACCCAUACACAAAAAAUAAUAAUGUAUGCACGCAUGACUGUAAGUCGCUUUGGAUAAAAGCGUCUGCUAAAUGGCAUAUUAUUAUUUAAAAAAUAAUUUCACAAAUGCAAAAUACACACUUACUGUACACUGUUUUAACCGGUUUUAAAACAGUUGCAGCCAACAUUAUUUUUCAGUGACAACACGUUUGUGGCGUCUGUCUUCUGUUUACACACAGGUGUUGGGAGACACAGAUAGCUAAUUAGCACAGGUAGUCUGCUCUGUCUUCCGUCUGUUUUCCGUAAACAAGCGCUGAAACAUGGAAAUAUGGCAUGUGGAACCCUAACCCUAUAAAUGUGUAUUAAUUGUACCUUUUUUUGUUUUUUUGAAAAUAAUUUCUGGCCGAUAUGAAAGAUAAGGAGGUCCGUAUGCUUCCAGAACGGUACUGCAAGAGAUGGGUUAAUAUUCAGACAGAGUCAUGGUCCUUAUUUAAACUCCCCCUACAGAAGACGCCUUCAUCCAAGCGAUGCGGGUUAAUGUUCAGACAGAGUCAUGGUCCUUAUUUAAACUCCCCCUACAGAAGACGCCUUCAUCCAAGCGAUGCGGUUAUUUCAGACAAUCAGGUCCUUAUUACCCCCUACAGAGACCCUUCAUCCACGAUGUUGAUGUAAAUGGAACUGAGAGUCAUGAUCAAGGGCUACCCACCCACUACCUGUAUUGGAGGAGAUUUGUCCAGCCCUGGUGUAACAACUCAUCCAGCUGUUGCCAUCUUUCUCCUCUACGCUCUCAUUAAACAGUCCUCUACACGUCAACCUUAAACAGCCUCGUCCUUAACCCAACGUCAACGUUAAACAGUCCUCUACACGUCAACUUAAACAGCCUCUACACUCAUUAAACACUAAGUCAACUUAAACAGCCUCUACACGUCAACCGUUAAACAGCCUCUACACCUACAACGUCAACUUAAACAGCCUCUCUACACGUCAACCUUAAACAGCCUCUCUACACGUCAACGUUAAACAGCCUCUACACGUCAACGUUAAACAGCCUCUACACGUCAACGUUAAACAGCCUCUACACGUCAACGUUAAACAGCCUCUACACGUCAACGUUAAACAGCCUCUACACGUCAACGUUAAACAGCUCUCUACACGUCAACUUAAACAGCCUCUCUACACGUCAACCGUUAAACAGCUCUCUACACGUCAACUUAAACAGCCUUACACGUCAACGUUAAACAGCUCUACACGUCAACUUAAACAGCCUCUACACGUCAACGUUAAACAGUCUCUCUACACGUCAACGUUAAACAGUCUCUCUACACGUCAACGUUAAACAGUCUCUCUACACGUCAACGUUAAACAGCCUCUACACGUCAACAUUAAACAGUCUCUCUACACGUCAACCUUAAACAGUCUCUCUACACGUCAACCUUAAACAGUCUCUCUACACGUCAACCUUAAACAGUCUCUCUACACGUCAACCUUAAACAGUCUCUCUACACGUCAACCUUAAACAGUCUCUCUACACGUCAACCAUCUCAACAAUCUCUCUCCUUUAUCCUUGUUCUCUGCUGCAGCCUUGUUAUCAGAGGAGACCAGGAUGAGAGAGCUGUCCUGUGCAGUGAAGACAAGACUUAUGACCUGAAGAUAGCUGACACCUCCAACCUGCUGCUGUUAGUACCUGGCUGCCUGACUCCAGAUCAGCUGACUACUGACAACCAGGCCAGCUCUCAGCUGGUCCAUGCACAGGUAGAUGUCUAACAACUCUCUGAACACAAUGAAUGUCUCUUGUGUGACAGCCAUUUUGAAAAUCACUGAUCUGGACUUGAACGUCUGUACAGUAGAUAUUAAGUUAACGUGUUUACACACGCACACUAAAUAACUAUAGACAUUAUAACACAGUGAGUUCAUUGUGAUGCAUUGAGAUAUAUUAUAUGUUUUUCUAAUGCACUGUGUUCACCUGCGCAGUGGCUACAUCAUUCAAUGUUCUCAGUACUGUACGACUUUCCCCAAAUGUUACACACCAACAACACUCCAGUACCUACAGAAUGUUGUAGUGUCAAAUAAUAUGAUGAAAUGUAUACGGGGCUAAAAAUGCCCUUUUUUCCCGCCAGAUUUGGGGCUUUUCUAACAGUUACUGGGAGUUGAGAAAGACGCAUCCCAGGCUAAAGAAGCUGAAGAAACUUCUGAUGGAGAAUCCGUACGAAGGCCCAGUUAUCAGUGGGCAGGAGGAUGUCACAGAGGGGAAGGUACUUAUUAACUGUACAAUAUAAUAAUAUAUGCCAUUUAGCAGACUCAUUUAUCCAGGGUAGCUAGGUAAGACAACCACAUAUCACAUUCAUAGCAAGUCAAACUUUUCAUCAAAGCAACUAUCAGCAAAGUCAGUGCCCCUAAGAAAAGACAAGUGCAGCUGUUAGUGGAAGAAAGGCCAGAACAUGCUAGAAGAUCAUCUCUAUUGUGGAACUGUGCACUGAGUGACACUGAGUAAAAUAAACCUAUGGAUUCUUGAUGAUUGCCUCUAUGCUAACUUUCUCUGUUUUUUAAACGUUUCCUUUUGGUAGUACACUGUCCCGUGUGGCUCAGUGGCGCUUGAAAUGCCAGAGUUGUGGCUUCGAUUCCCAUGAGAGACCAGUACGAAAAAAGUAUAGAAGUGUAUGCACUCACUACUGUAAGUCGCUCUGGAUAAGAGUGUCUGCUAAAUGACUCAAAUGUAAAAUGUAGUACACUAUGGGAGACCUGCUUGAUAAAACGUAUCCUUUUGGUAGUACAAUAUGGGAGACCUGCUUGAUAAAACGUAUCCUUUUGGCAGUACACUAUGGGAGACCUGCUUGAUAAAACGUUUCCUUUUGCCAGUACACUAUGGGAGACCUGCUUGAUAAAACGUUUCCUUUUGACAGUACACUAUGGGAGACCUGCUUGAUAAAAUCCAAGCAAGCGAGGAAGAACUGGAGACCCAACUGCAGACUAUUCAUGCCUGUGAGGUCAACGGUAAAAAUGAUUCUCAGCUCUUCCAAAUGUUUAUUUUCUCACAAUUUCCAUUUAGAUAUGUGAUCUACUGUAUGUGGUUUGUGUCUAUUCAUUAAAGAACAUGCUGGCCUUGGUGUAUCCACAUGUAUGAUGAUGUGUUUGUUUGUCCUGUGCUCUUUCACAUAUUCCCCUCUUGUGUACUCCAGGCUACUGGAGGCUGUUGGAUUUUGACUAUGAGAUGAAGUUACUGGGUCAUGUCACUCAGCUGGUGGACUCGGAGUCCUGGUCCUUCAGUAAAGUCCCUCUCAGCGUCAGUCUGAAGGAGUUAGGAUGUCUGGAGCCACAGUAGGUGCAGUUAGUCAACAUUACAGCAUUGAAAGAAAUGGGUAACAACAUGGUCAAGUGGAGGGUAGUUUGUUAGUAAUACUUUAGUAGGUAGGUAGUCAUCAUGUUACAAGCUCUGUCAAAGGCCACAUCUGACUGAAGGCUCAGCACAACGCAUAUCUGAAAUGUGCAUCGAACCGACGUGUUCGGAAGCUCUGUUCUUUUGCAUGUAAUCAUCAUGAAAACAUUAAAGUGUGCAUGUAUGUGGGGUGGGGAAUACAUGUAUUUCUUUACUCACCCAAACCCCUUCUCCUGCCCAGGGAGAUGAUAGAGCAUAGCUUGAACUGUUAUGGAAGGCGCUACACAGACGGCGGUAAGUAAGAAACUACUGUCUAUUGUCCGUUUUCUGUUUUUAAUGCUUUGGUGUGCUGUAGAGUGACACAGCCCAACUACCUGUUCCCUCAUGCAAUAUUUCAGCUCUUCGCAGCUAUUUCACUGAUAAUAAACGCAAAUGUCAUAUUUUUCAGAUGAGGUGUUCUUUGCGCUGAACGAGGACAAGGUGUGCAGAGCCACUGCUCAGAUGCUGCUGCAGAACGCGGUAAAGUUCAACCUGUCAGAGUUCCAGGAGGUGUGGCAGCAGAGUGUCCCAGAGGGCAUGGGCACCAGGUUGGACCAGCUGAAGGUGAGGAGGGGGGGCAAGACUGGCAGCGCAGACGGAUGGGCCAGUUUUCCAGACACAGAUUAAACCUAGUCCAGAAAAUGUAGGGAAAAUGGCGCCGCACAGCUUCCAGAAAACAGUUGCUUUCAAACUAGGGAUUCUGUGGCUAAUUGAGGUAAGGUAGUUUUUCUGCUCAUAGAUUGUGCAUGUAUGAACUACACAUUGACACAUCCAGUCCAAAUCAGGAGGUUUUAAAAAAAGACUUGCUAGUCACCAAAGUUCCAGAGCAUGUCUUUAACAGACACACUUUUUUUUUUUUUUUUUUACAUCUGGACUAGACUAUUCUCAGAUUCUACUGCAAAUGAUGUCAUAAUGCAUGUUUACGUUUUCGGCAUUACAGCAAGCUUCAUUUUAGCUGCAGCAAUAUGGUAAUUACACAUUUAAAGACGUGAUGGUUGUUGGCAGACAUGAUUACACGAUUAUCCAGGUGGAAUAUGACCAGAUUGUUAUGGGUUUCAAAACAGAGUCUAGCCCUUGUGGACCGCAGCACCAAACCAGAGACCAUAUCUCUGCUGAGAGUGGAAGAUCUUCCCGAGGACACACUGGAGAGAUUCACCCAUCUCUUCACCAUGAGAGAGAAGUGGACCGAGGAGGACAUCACCCCUUACAUACAGUGAGUACAACUGAGCAUCAUAAUGACAGUUGUCUCUGUACUGUACAAUAAUUACUAUUAGAGAUUUAGACUUGUGUGCCAGAUGUUUGUGGUGUCCCCUGUAGCUCAGUUGGUAGAGCAUGGCGCUUGCAACGCCAGGGUUAUGGGUUCGUUUCCCACGGGGGGGCCAGUAUGAAAAUGUAUGCACUCACUAACUGUAAGUCGCUCUGGAUAAGAGCGUCUGCUAAAUGACUCAAAUGUGUUGGUCCAACUUUCUUGCUUUAUCUGGAAAGCUUGGUUUACCCUCAUACUGAGUGACGAUUCUCUGUAAUGUGUUAACAAUGAUUGAUCCUUGAUAAUUUAUUUUCCUACAGGGACUUGUGUGGAGAAAAGCAAACGACUGGAGCUCUUCUCACCAAAUACGCUCGUUCGUCCACGCAAAAUGGAGUAAAAGUCUUCAAUUCAAGAAGACCAGUGGCAACAUGAAGACGCUUAGAUAUCUUAAUUGACGAGUAAAGUUGUUUUGAAUCAGUGUAUUGUAUUUGUUAAGAUGUUGUAAUAAAAAUCGAAUGUUUUGUAAUUAUUACAUACUUUGUGUUUUUUUCCCUCUCACCUCUGUAUGUUUUGUUUUGGUCAUCAGACAACAGCCACAAUAUGGUCCUUUAGUGACCUCUAGUGGCAAGAGGUAGACCGGCAGUGACCAAAAGGCUUUCAAACUAUAAUUAUCC
Molecule: messenger RNA, 6304 nt
Organism: Coregonus sp. 'balchen'
Lineage: Eukaryota; Metazoa; Chordata; Actinopteri; Salmoniformes; Salmonidae
Source: the annotation of a GenBank genome assembly